UUGGAGAGCUCCAGUCGCGCAUGCGCUGAACGAAACCUUUUUGGUCCUCGGUGCGCUCCGUAGCACACAGUUCCACGGCGCAACGUGCGAGCAGAAAAGUGAGGAUUUCUGCUCUGAAUAGCUAAAACUGCCGCUAGCACAGACUCACCGUACCAACAAUCAUGGCAGAAACUCAAGAAGGGAUGUCUCCAGUUGAGAUGAAAGUGGCACGACAGAUAGAGUACUACUUUGGGGAUCACAAUCUUCCGAGGGAUAAGUUUCUCAAAGAACAGCUGCAGCUCGAUGAUGGCUGGGUGACUCUGGAGACGAUGCUCAAAUUCAACAGACUGAAAUCUUUAACUACAGAAACCAGCGUCAUCGUUGCAGCUCUCCAGAAAUCAAAGACUGGCCUCUUGGAAAUCAGCGAAGACAAGACCAAAGUCAGAAGGUCUCCAGACAAGCCCUUACCCGAACAGAAUGAUGAAUACAAAGACACUCUCAAACACAAAUCUGUGUACAUUAAAGGUUUUCCUCUCGAAACCUCCCUUGAUGAGAUUCAGGAGUGGCUGACUGGGAAAGGCGCCAUUGAAAAUAUCCAGAUGAGGAGAAACCUGCAAAGGCAGUUCAAGGGCUCAGUGUUUGUCUGUUUUGACACAGAGGAGUCGUCGAAGAAGUUCCUAGAACGUUCAGACAUCAAAUCGUUCAAAGACAACGAGAUGCUGGUGUUGGCGAGAGAAGAAUAUCAUGCAAAGAAGGCGGAAGAAAGAAAACAGUUCAAAGCAGAGACAAAAGCAAAAGCUAGACAGGACAAGGAACAAAAGCAGAAAAAUGCAGAAGAGAAGGAAAUGGGAAUGCUUUUGGAUGAACAGACGGGCUGUUUGUUGAAGUUUUCGGGAGGACUUGAAGACGUUUCGAGAGAGGACUUCCAUGAAUUGUUCUCUGGCCAUGGAAAGAUAAAGUGGGUUGAUUUUACACGAGGAGCCAAAGAGGGCACCCUCCUUUUCGACGGGAAUGCAAAGGAGGCAUUCGACAAGGCCAAAGAAGCAAACGGAGGGGAACUGACUAUCAAGGAUAGCAGCGUAACAUGGCAGCUGCUCGAGGGAGAUGAGGAGAAAGAGAUGAUGAAGAAGAUAGUUGAAGCUCAACAAGAGACGUUCAGAUCCAAAGGCAGAGGCAACAGAGGACGAGGAGGCGGACGGGGAGGUGGACGAGGAAGAGGAGGUCGUAGGGGAAGAGGUGGCAGAGAUGGAGGCAGAACCGAGUUCAGAGGCAAAAAGACGAAGUUUGACAGUGACGAUGAGGACAACGAACCCGCAGCAAAGGUUGCCAAAACAGAAAAUGGAUCUUAGUCAAAAACGUUACACCCAGAUUUUUUCUUCUUUUUUGAAAACGUUUAUUAUAAACAGUGAUAAUGCAGAGGCAAUUUAAAUCCAUUCCAGUCAAACUGUCAGGUGUUGGAGAAUCGUAGGAAGUCCACCUGGAUGUCAACCUAGAGAACAAACAGCAAAGCUUGGCUUUACUUUUCAGCCUUUUUAAUUAAGUCCCUGUAUCUUGUGCCUCUCUCAUUAUUUGUGUACCCCCCCCUAACAUGUAUUUGAUUUUAUCAUAUUCAACAAAGAACCGCUCUGACAUUAAUUUAAUUUCACCUGAACGAUUAGCUGGGUUUUGUAAGACCUGUGAUGUCUAGAAUCUGUGUGCCAUUAUGUUUUUUUCCUGUAGAUUUCCUACAUUGAGUGAUGAGAUCAUCUGCUUUGCUAUUUUUAAGUUUGCAUAUGUGAAUAGCAAAUAAAACAUUUGUAAAAACAAGUAGA
This is a messenger RNA of Acanthopagrus latus (yellowfin seabream), 1790 nucleotides long. It is a transcript of the gene ssb, whose product is annotated as small RNA binding exonuclease protection factor La. Gene Ontology annotation, biological process: RNA processing; positive regulation of translation. Lineage: Eukaryota; Metazoa; Chordata; Actinopteri; Spariformes; Sparidae. Gene Ontology annotation, molecular function: RNA binding. The transcript is spliced from 12 exons. Bases 162 to 1328 code for a protein of 388 amino acids. The record is from RefSeq and is a predicted model, not a curated record. Gene Ontology annotation, cellular component: ribonucleoprotein complex; nucleus; cytosol.